This is a messenger RNA of Leucoraja erinaceus (little skate), 1954 nucleotides long. RefSeq names its product 4-hydroxyphenylpyruvate dioxygenase-like (gene hpdl). The transcript is spliced from 5 exons. Gene Ontology annotation, biological process: aromatic amino acid metabolic process. The coding region runs from base 182 to 1432 and encodes 416 amino acids. Gene Ontology annotation, molecular function: 4-hydroxyphenylpyruvate dioxygenase activity. NCBI's taxonomy places the organism in Eukaryota, Metazoa, Chordata, Chondrichthyes, Rajiformes, Rajidae. The record is from RefSeq and is a predicted model, not a curated record.
CGCUGGGUCCCAAGCCUGCAUCCUCUAAGAGCGCUCUGUGAUCUUUGGUGCUGACGGCCCUCCCACAGACGUUGCCUGACUGACCCACACAGUAUUUCCCACAUUUUCUGUUGUAGAUUUCCAGCAUCUGCAGCUUUUCUCUAUUUGUGUCCUGACUCGCCCGAGGCUACCACCUGUGAAGAUGGCGGCCAGCGUGCAGCGCCUGAGUCACCUCGCCUUUCACGUCCACAGCGGCCAGCGCUUGGCCCGCCACCUGAUGCGGCGCUUCGGCUUCCAGCUGUACGGCAGCCGGCAUAGCCGCACCGCCAGGCAGCUGGUGCUGAGGAAAGGCUCGGCCGUGUUCAUCGUGAACGAGAGCGCAGAGCCGGGGCCGCACGGCUUGUUGUACGAUGCGGCUCCGCCACACGUGGUGGACAGCGCCUGCAAUGUGUCCUUCGAGGUGAAAGACGUGGAGCGGGCGACCCUCAACCUGGGCCGGUUAGGUUGCCGCGUCCUUGUGCCGCCCAGCCCGGUGGAGGACGAGUUGGGCUCGGUCACUUACUCUGUGGUGCAAUCGGUGGUGGGUAAUGUCCGCCACACUCUCAUCGACCGAAGCGACUACUUGGGCGACUUCUUGCCCGGCUUCGGACCGCCGCCUGCUGCUCCGGACUGGCCUCAGGAGCAGGACGCCGGUCCGGUGGUGGUCACUCAUUUCGACCACAUCACCUACGCUUGUCCGCAACGGCAGAGCGGCCACAUCAUGGACUGGUACCGGAGUUGCUUCGGCUUCAAGCGUUUUCUCGUGAACCGAGAUGAAGAUAUAGAUAAUGGUUAUGUCAUUCAAGGCAAUGACAUUGGACUGCGUUUGACAGCAAUGGAAUACUGGAAAUGCAGUGAAGUUGGCCUGUCAAUGUCUACAACUGAAGAGAAGAAAACAGACUGCAAAUUUGUGAUUGCUGAAUCCCUGCCCUACCAAGGUAAAAACCAAGUUGACACGUUCCUGGAGCAGCACCAUGGAGCUGGGAUACAGCAUGUGGGAUUGUACACUACUGACAUAAUUUCAACCUGCAAAUCUCUUGCAGAUGCUGGGGUCCAUUUUUUUACACCGCCUCCUACAUAUUACACAGAGAUUGAGAAACGCCAGGAGAUCGUGAAAGCAGGAGAAGAUCCAGACUUGCUAUCAAAAUAUGGCAUUCUUCUGGAUUCAGAAGUUGAUGGUGAACACUGUAAAGGAGAAGCCAAAUGCCCCAGGACAGCUAAUCAGAACAAGAGGUACAUAAUGCAAAUGUUUACAAAGCCAAUAUUUUCUGAAGAUACUUUUUUUCUUGAACUCAUUGAAAGGAAAGGUGCCUUGGGAUUUGGCGAGGGGAACAUCCGUGCCCUGUGGAAAUCGGUUCAGACUUUUAUGGAUCAGCAAGAAGAAAAUAAAACCAUAAAAGGAAUAGAAUGCUAGUUUGCCUUCAGGGUGAAAGAGAUGCUGAGUGACGGAUGGUCUAUUAGACCACAUAAUCCUCUCUGCAUUGAGUAUUAGCUACUUUCCACAGAGAAAUGUAUGACAUGAAUGUACUGUAACAUAUCUAUCAAGCUCUGUAAUCUCUCAAAUUUUCAAAGUCCUUGCACUGUAUUUGGGUAGAUUUAUGUUUGAUAUUCUGAACAUGGAAAAUACAGGAAUUCCAUUUUUGCGUUCUCCACUGCUUCAGACUGAUACUGCUCAUACAAGCUGGGUCUUUAAAUGUCAGUGAUUCCAAAUGUAGAUUAUUCAACUUGGUUUUAAGUUGAAUGCUAUUGGAUCUGCAGUCCUGCAGUUCAUUUAGUUUUAUUAUUUCUUCUAUGUGCCUGAAAUCUCUGUACAGGAAAAUCUCACAUUAUAGCCAUUCAGGUAAUGGAAAUUCACCGUGGCAAAGCUAGCACAUCACUAGAAAAAAAUGAGUCUCACAAUAUGUGGAAACAAAUAAAUACAAUUGUUUUCAACCUG